Molecule: messenger RNA, 1482 nt
Organism: Lodderomyces parapsilosis
Lineage: Eukaryota; Fungi; Ascomycota; Pichiomycetes; Serinales; Debaryomycetaceae
Exons: 1
Coding region: 1-1482 (493 amino acids)
Source: RefSeq, a predicted model, not a curated record
AUGCACAUUACAGCUUUCAGCCUCAUUGCGCCUUUGCUAUUGCUCACCUCUCAUGUCUUUGCCUUACGGCAUCAACCAACUGUGCUCAACUAUACAGAGAAUGAAGUUUGUCGCUACGUCCAUACAUCCACAAACAGACCCAAUGGUUCAUAUAUCCGCUUACUUGCUGAUGAGUCUAUUUCACAAUACGAAAUCUUCGGGUUCAUUUUCCCACCUGAAAUAAUACUUGAUUACCAUUUUCCUAAUGUUCAAAAAUUCUUUGAGUUGUAUUUUACAAAAAAACCAGAUUUGUACCAGGAGAUGAUGAACAAAGACGGGCUAUUCAAUGUUAAGAAAAGUGGGGCACAUACUGAAGAUGAAUUGAUAUUUUGGAGUGGUGUUAUUGACAAAGAAGUUCUAUUUCCUGUACCUGUUUCUAAUAUUUAUUGUGUCUACAUCGUCCCCAACUCUGAGAAGAAGCUUGACUUUGUAUUGCCAGUGGACUUUAAACAGCAUUACGGUAAUUUGAGCUAUCCACAUUAUUUAUACUUUGCCACCCUCAAGACAAUACUCACAAUUGCCUUAUCAUUACUUGCAACAAUCACUUACUACGUAAUAAUACGCAAGGAUUGGGAAGCUCCUAAAAAAAUAAGCCCAGUAGAAGCUAUAGCAAAGACGUUUGUGUUCUGGACUUUGGCUUCAUUUAUUGUUGCUUUCUCAAUUGACUUCAUACAAUUGUUAAUUGAAAACAAUUUCGUUGCUACUUACCAAAUUUCCCAAACCGUUUUGGCUUUAGAACCUAUUGCUGUACUUGCAAAACAGUUUUACGUUGGGCUUAAAUCGUAUCUUGCGCUAUUACUUUCAAUGGGGUUCGGUGUUUUAUACUACUACAACGGUAAAUCAGUCAACUAUGGGAACAUUCCUCGUAACUGGGUUUACAUUGCAUUUACAUAUCUAAUCUUUGAUAUUUUCACUGCAUUCAUUUGGCAAUUGUUACUGAAUCAAGAAACUAUAUCGUUAAUCGGCGAGCCUACGGCACAACCAAUUUAUGAGAAUGCAAGACACUUGGCGUAUUUAAAACAAUUCAACUUCCUAGUGUGGUUCGUUUUGGCAGCAUUGUUUUAUUUCAAAACCAAAAAGAGAAUCGCUACAACUUCCUCAAAAGCAGAUAUGACUUCAGCUAGUAACGUUGCUUUGGCGUUCAAAAGAUCAACCUUGACAAUAUGGAUCUUACCGCUUGUUGCAAAAUGUGUGGUUAUGUUGACAUGCUACCUUAUCAAGGUCAAUUUUAUUCAUCGAUUAAGACCAGUAUAUCCUCCAAGAAGCAAACUUGGCCCGAUGCUCGAAUUGAUUUUUGAUUUGAGACAGAUGCAACUGGCACAGAAGUUUGCUUUAUUGACCCCAAUUUGCUUAGAGGCUAUCAGUGCUUUUCUCACGGCAAGUGUUGUGUUUAUCGUAUGGGUCAAAAGCGGUAAUAGGAAAAUUAACCACAAAACUCAAUGA